Pyricularia grisea is the source of this 1479-nucleotide messenger RNA. RefSeq lists its product as uncharacterized. The record is from RefSeq and is a predicted model, not a curated record. Gene Ontology annotation, molecular function: oxidoreductase activity, acting on paired donors, with incorporation or reduction of molecular oxygen; heme binding; monooxygenase activity. The transcript has 4 exons. The coding region runs from base 1 to 1479 and encodes 492 amino acids. NCBI's taxonomy places the organism in Eukaryota, Fungi, Ascomycota, Sordariomycetes, Magnaporthales, Pyriculariaceae.
AUGCUUGUCCUGAUGUUGAAGUAUCUCGGUUGCGCGACGGUGGCCUUUCUACUUGGGAAAUGCAUCUACAAUCUCUUUUUCCACCCUCUUCGCCACUAUCCAGGACCUUUCCUAUGUCGGGCCAGUCGCGUCUUUUAUCUCUUCUGGGACGUCCGCGGACUUAGCCACUGGAAGGUGAAGCAGUGGCAUGACCAGUAUGGCGAGGUGGUUCGCAUCUCUCCUGACGAGCUCUCCAUGACCAACCCUGAGGUGUGGUCCACUGCGUACGGGUUCGGGGCUGGUGGCUUCGACAAGGACCCCAAGUGGUGGAACAAGAACGUCGGUGGUGUCGACAACAUCCUGACCGCCGACGAUGAAGGGCACCGGCGCAUGCGGAGACUGCAAAACCCAGCAUUCUCUGACAAGGCGCUAAGGAGCCAGGAGCCGAGAAUGACAAAGUACAUCAACAUGCUCAUCCAACAGCUCCACAAGCAGUCCUCCCAGGGACCCGUCGUCGACAUCAACCUGUGGUACAACUUUACCACAUUUGACCUGAUUGGUGACCUGGCAUUUGGCGAGCCCUUUCAUUGUCUCCGGGACGGUGAGUGGCACUGGUGGUUGACGGCUGUCUUUGAGAUAUUCAAGGCGGGAACCUACAUCCGCGCCGCCAGGAGGUUCCCCACCGUCUUGUAUUAUGCCAUACUUUUGUGUAUAGUUCCAAAGAAGCUGCUGCAGAUGCGUGAGAGGCAGUACAUGUUUGGUGUUGAGCGUAUCAAUCGGCGACUGGAACAGACCGAUACGGACAAGGCCGACUUUAUGUCGUAUAUUCUUCAGGCAGAUGACGAAAAGGGAAUGACGGUUGAGGAGAUGUACACGUCGGCUCAGGUUCUCAUCGUGGCCGGCAGUGAGACUACUGCCACCGCCCUGACCAGCGGCACAUACUUUAUCCUGUCCAACCCACGCGUCUACGCUCGUUUGCGUGCUGAGCUCGAUGCUGCAUUCACUUCGGAAGCCGACAUCACCCUACAGUCAACCCAGCGUUCCCGCUUGCCUUACCUCCACGCCGUCAUCGACGAGACUCUGCGUAUGUUUCCUCCUGGCCCCGGGGCAUUCCCCCGUGUGGUACCCGACGGCGGGAGGACCAUCCUGGGUCAGUUCAUUCCAGGAGGCAUGACUGUUGGCAUGCACCAUUUGUCGGUUGGGCGGUCCAGCAAGAACUACGUGCUGCCAGACGAGUUCCACCCAGAGAGGUGGCUGGCUGAGGACAAGACGUUCGACCAUGACCGAAAAGCAGCGUCGCAAGUCUUUUCAUUUGGCCCAAGAAACUGCAUCGGAAAGAAUCUGGCACUCGCCGAGCUGAGACUCAUUCUGGCCCGCAUGUUUUGGAACUUUGACAUGGAACUUUGCCCCGAGUCAAAAGGCUGGACGGACAGACAGCAGAUGUAUACGACGUGGAAGAAGACGGAAAUGCCCAUCAAAAUCUCGGCAAGGAUACGAUAG